UAUAUAAAGGUCAUAGUUGAUAGUUUAUCCAAGAAGCCGAAGAAGAACUUGAAGCUGACGAAAGAUAAAUGGCUUCCUAUAAAUAUAAGCAGCACUCUUUGGUUUUAAGCUUCGUGAUCACGUUAUUUCUGUUGCUCUUGCAAUUUCAAGUUGGUAUAAGUGAGCUGCAACAGAACUAUUAUUCCCAGAGUUGCCCUAAAGCUGAAGAAAUCAUCAAGCAAGAGGUCACUAACCUUUACGAGGAACAUGGAAAUACCGCCGUCUCCUGGAUCAGAAAUCUCUUCCACGAUUGCAUUGUUGAGGGAUGUGAUGCGUCUCUGUUGUUAGAAGCGGCAGACGGCAUGGAGUCAGAGAUAGCGUCGGAUCGGAGCUUUGGGAUGAGAAAUUUUAAGUACGUGAACACCAUCAAACAGGCCCUAGAGAAGGAAUGUCCUCUUACAGUUUCUUGCGCUGAUGUUAUAACUCUUUCUGCAAGAGAUGGCAUUGUCAUGUUAGGAGGGCCUCGGAUUGAAAUGAAAACGGGAAGGAGAGACAGCAAGGAGAGUCAUGCAAGAGUGGUGGAUGAGUCUAUACCUAAUCACAAUGAUUCCAUCUCCUUAGUGCUCUCUCGAUUUCAAUCGAUCGGCAUCGAUGUUGAAGGCAUGGUUGCCCUUUUAGGAGCUCACUCCGUGGGUCGAGUUCACUGCCUGAAUCUUGUGCACAGACUCUACCCUACUGUUGAUCCAACUUUGGAUCCCGACCAUGCUGCGUACCUCAAAGUUCGCUGCCCGACUCCAAUUCCUGACCCGAAAGCAGUGCAGUAUUCAAGAUUCGACCGCGAAACACCCAUGAUUCUGGAUAACAUGUACUACAAGAACGUCUUGAACCACAAGGGUUUGCUCAUAAUCGAUCAACAACUGAGUUCUGACCCAGAGACAUUGCCUUUUGUGGAGAAGAUGGCUUCCGAUAAUGGAUACUUCUACGAGCAGUUUUCGAGAGCUGCAAUUCUUUUGUCGGAGAACAAUCCACUUACUGGAGACCAAGGAGAGAUCAGAAAGGAUUGCCGCUAUGUGAACGGCAGUUAGUUAUGUGAUGUAUAAGAUCACUGUACUACUGUAAAGUAGUACCAGUGUAUGUGAAAUAUAUAACGUACCAGUCUUUUUGUAUUGGUAAAUAAGACCAACUUCUGUUCUUCUGUUC
Messenger RNA from Rosa rugosa (rugosa rose), 1179 nucleotides. RefSeq names its product peroxidase 21. Gene Ontology annotation, molecular function: peroxidase activity; heme binding. Bases 69 to 1064 code for a protein of 331 amino acids. The record is from RefSeq and is a predicted model, not a curated record. Gene Ontology annotation, biological process: response to oxidative stress; hydrogen peroxide catabolic process. NCBI's taxonomy places the organism in Eukaryota, Viridiplantae, Streptophyta, Magnoliopsida, Rosales, Rosaceae. The transcript has 5 exons.